ACUUCCCAGCUGCACAGAAAAGAAAGGCCAGCAGUCAAAGCAAAGACACUUCUCUCAAACCCUUUCUACUGAAAACAACAGCCACGUAGGAAAAGACAUGCCCCCACUCUGGGCGGUGGUGACCGUAACUUCACUGGUCUUCCUGAGGACAUUCUCCAUCACUCAGGAUCAGGCCCUGGAGGAAGCCUGGAGAGGGUGGAAGGGAGUCCACGCCAAGGAAUACCUUGAGGAGGAAGAGGCAUUCCGAAGGGCAGUCUGGGAGAAGAACAUGCAAAAGAUCAAGAUUCAUAACCUUGAGGCUUCCUUGGGGAAGCACAGCUACCAGCUAGCCAUGAACCACUUGGGUGACCUGACUGACGAAGAGUUUAACCAGUUGCUGAAUGGCUUCCAUCCUGACCCGGUCAAGCGCCGUGGUGGGAACCUGGCCUUCUUCCAAAAAUCAGCCUCCCUGAAGACCCCCAAAGAAGUAGACUGGCGCAAAAAAGGUUAUGUCACCCCAGUGAAAAAUCAGGGCCACUGCGGGGCAUGUUGGGCCUUCAGUGCCACUGGGGCUCUGGAGGGUUUGCUCGUCAAUAAAACGGGGAAGCUGGUUUCGCUCAGCGAACAGAAUCUCAUCGACUGUUCCGGGAAGCUAGGGAACCACGGCUGCCACGGGGGUUACAUCAGACGGGCCUUUGAGUACGUGCGGGAUAAUGGGGGCAUCAACUCAGAGGGCGCCUACCCAUACUUGGAAAAGGAGGGAUUCAGCUGCCAUUACAACCCCCAGGAUCGAGCAGCCAACUGCACUUCUGUGGUGGCAGUUCAGCGGGGGAGUGAAGAAGACCUGGAACAAGCCGUGGCCACCAUUGGUCCCGUUUCAGUGGCCGUGGAUGCUCAUAACUUCCCCUUCCAUUUCUAUAAGUCAGGGGUAUUUUCUACCAUCUUCUGCAGUGACUCUGUUAACCAUGCCAUGUUGGCAGUUGGCUACGGCACCUCCCCAGAAGACGGGAAGCAGUACUGGAUCCUGAAGAACAGCUGGUCUGAAAAAUGGGGCGAGCAAGGUUACAUGCGAUUGGUGAAGGGAGCUGACAAUCACUGCGGGGUAGCCAGCCAAGCGAGCUAUCCCACCAUGUAACCGACCCAGCGGCCAGGAUCCCUCCCUUAAUCUUCUCCGCCUCAGAGCCUGUUUGUGCUGCUGCUUUGAUCGCAUCAUUUGUGACACACCCCAAAUCGAAAAUCAUUCUUCAAUCUGGACUUUCUCAAAUGUUGGCACAAAUCUGACUUAGCUUGCAUUUUGGGGAGAAAUUUGCACGCACUUUGGAUAUGGGUGCUCUUUUCUUUCUUAAAACCACAGAGGCUAAAAGAAAUAUGGAUAACCUCACCGAAGAAAAAAUAAUGUGCGUUGCUUGACAGUAAUCUUGAAAAUUAGUUGUCCAGUCUGUAAAAAUAAAUUU
Molecule: messenger RNA, 1433 nt
Organism: Eublepharis macularius
Lineage: Eukaryota; Metazoa; Chordata; Lepidosauria; Squamata; Eublepharidae
Product: procathepsin L-like
Exons: 8
Coding region: 98-1114 (338 amino acids)
Biological process (GO): immune response
Cellular component (GO): lysosome
Molecular function (GO): cysteine-type endopeptidase activity
Source: RefSeq, a predicted model, not a curated record